Molecule: messenger RNA, 2514 nt
Organism: Sitophilus oryzae (rice weevil)
Lineage: Eukaryota; Metazoa; Arthropoda; Insecta; Coleoptera; Curculionidae
Product: probable serine/threonine-protein kinase DDB_G0278845
Exons: 7
Coding region: 37-2514 (825 amino acids)
Biological process (GO): intracellular signal transduction; peptidyl-serine phosphorylation
Molecular function (GO): ATP binding; protein serine/threonine kinase activity
Source: RefSeq, a predicted model, not a curated record
GUUUCAAGAUUGAGAAAGGACAGUUCUUUGCAAAAUAUGAUUAAAGACAUAUCGCAGGUCGAAAUAGAGAUGAUACCGGUCAAACAAAAACCGGUUAUAACUGGUUCUGUAGGAGACAUCGAGGAGAAGACCACCAACAACUUGAAACUGGUUGUCGAGGACUACGAGAUACAGGAAAGUCCCAAACCUGCCAAAAAAGAGAAGAAAUUUAGAUUUAACGUUACUGUCCAGGAGUUUCCGGUUAAAAAGAAGAUUACUGUGCCUAAAUGUAACUUAAAAGACAGUGACUUUGGUGUUGUUCAAUUAUCUACUCCUAAAACACCUGUAGUUACAAGUAUUUUAAAGAAAAAAGAAGAUAAACAGGUUGGUAAUGUUGCUGGCGACGGUAAAAUCUUUAAGAAAAAAGAACCUCCUCCUGUAGAUGAUACUGAAAUGAAACAAAAAUUACUGAAAAGCUUGUCAGAGGUGCAAGUUAGAACAAAGGAAGACAAUACUGCACAGAAAUCGGGUAGCAACGAAAAUAUGUGCAGUACUUUUACGGUUUUAGUUAACAAAUCAAAGAGUGAUAACAGUGUUGCUGAUGGUAGCAGCAGAACGAGCAGCGGAAAGUUAAAAAUUGUGUCGAUAGAAAAAAAUCUAGACCAAAAAGACCCUUCUCCUAAAACUAAAACGGAAUCUCUUUUAAAAAGUGCUAAAAGUGAUUUAAAAGAAAACACCUUUCUAUCUAAAUCUGAUCUAGGUCCCAAGAGGAAUGUAUCAGCUUUAGCUCAAAGGUUUAAGAAAAACACCACUGAAGAUUCACCACCAAAACAAUCUAGUUUGAAAAGUAAAAAAUUAGAAGAGCAAAAAGAAAUAAAAAAGGAUGAUGUAGUUAAGAAGGACGAAAAUGAGAAUGUUGUUAGUAAAGAAGAACCUGAAAAUAUCUGGAAUAGUCGAGAUAAUGAACCUUAUGAACCACCGAAACUGGCUAAACUAAACUUGGGCUUGAAAGAUCCAAGAGAAAUCAUCGAGGAACUUCAGGAGAACCAGCCAGAAACUCCAGAAGAACGUCAGAUGAGAAUCAUGUCCAAACGUUCCUUAAUAGAAAAAGCCAACAAAUCUGAUCCAGACUUGAAAGUUUUCGAACCACCAACCCCUCCACCACCCGAACCAGAAAAAGAACCUUCCCCAGAACCUUCCUUUGUUCCUCUAAAGUCAAACAGACUCUCCCAGUGGAUGCAUCCCUUUAAAAAACCCGAUCAAAACGAGGAUGGUUCUUUGGAACUGUACGCAAAGCCUAAGUUUAUUCGCGCGCGUCAUAUACCGCGUCGCUGGCAACAGCAAAACGUCGAAAGUAAUAGUGAGGGUAGUACGACCAGUGAUGAUGAUGACAGUUCUAGUGAUGGUAGUGAUGAGGAUGAUGACGAUGUUGACGAAGAAGACGGUGAAGAAGAAGAAGAGGGAGAUGUUGGAGGUGAAAGUAAAGUGGGAGCUAGUACGUCGAGUAAUGAUUCUGGAUUUGAUUCGGGAAGAGCGAAAAAUAAGGAAUGUGACGUGAACUGUCACAAGAAAUGCGAAAAAUUGAUGGCAAAUUUGUGCGGCAUCAACCAAAAGUUGGUUGUAGAGGCCAUAGAAAAAGUCAGGAAAGGUUCCAUUGAUAGUCGUGACUCUCCAGGCAGUACCCUUAAUCCAGCUCUGAAUCCAGCCUUUGCACUGGAUUACAAUGAUCUUCCCGAAGAAGUGUCCCAGUCCAGUACUUACCAGAGCUUCCAGAGGAGUGGGAGGAUCACCCCACCAGCCACAACGAUUCCAAGGUUCAGGAAAUACUGCGUGGACGAUUUCAACUUUUUGAAAGUACUUGGAAAGGGAAGUUUUGGAAAAGUAUUACUUGCCGAAUUGAAAGGUACUGAAUACUACUAUGCUGUGAAAUGCUUGAAGAAAGACGUAGUACUUGAAGAUGAUGAUGUCGAAUGCACCCUAAUAGAAAGAAAAGUACUAGCUUUGGGUACUAAACAUCCUUACUUAUGUCAUCUAUUGUGCACAUUUCAAACAGAGUCUCAUCUGUUCUUUGUUAUGGAGUACCUCAACGGUGGCGACUUGAUGUUCCACAUCCAAGCUGAAAGACGAUUUUCUGAAGCAAGAGCAAGAUUCUACGGUGCUGAAAUCGUUUCAGGUUUGAAGUUCUUACACAACAAAGGAAUUGUUUACAGGGACUUGAAAUUGGACAAUAUAUUGUUGGACUUCGACGGGCACGUCAGGAUCGCCGAUUUCGGCAUGUGCAAACUCCAGAUUUUCCUCGAUAGGAUGGCGGAUACGUUCUGCGGUACUCCGGAUUAUAUGGCCCCAGAGUUUUUGGAAAAAGAUGCAAAUAAGAGACUUGGGAACCGAUUUUCGCCUCAUGGCGAUAUACAGGAUCAUCCGUUCUUCCAACCAAUAGACUGGCCAGCGCUAGAAGCUAGAAAAUUGGAACCCCCCUUCAAGCCAAACCUGGUAAGUCCAAAAAGCGUAAAAGAAAAAUACUGUGGAGCUUCAUAA